Pararge aegeria (speckled wood butterfly) is the source of this 865-nucleotide messenger RNA. RefSeq lists its product as uncharacterized. Lineage: Eukaryota; Metazoa; Arthropoda; Insecta; Lepidoptera; Nymphalidae. The coding region runs from base 145 to 849 and encodes 234 amino acids. The transcript has a single exon. The record is from RefSeq and is a predicted model, not a curated record.
AAUUGACAGUUGUCACUGAUAGCUUGAGUUUGCCUUUACCACCUUUGGUAUUGCACCAAAUGUUUAAGGUUAUGUUUAUUUAUCCAGGAGGCGAGAGCAAACAUUAAGGUUAUAUUUGGUUCCAAAAUAUAUUGAUACACUAUCAUGGGCCGCAAUAAGAAAAAGAAGAGCGAAAAACAUAACAUUCAACAGAGUUCGGAACAUUUAGAUGUCCCUGAAUCCAAUGCAUUAAACGAUUCCCAUGAAGAAGGAACAAACAUCACCGCUGUUGAGGAAGAAAGCAGAACAACAGAUAAUAAGAUAAUGAAAAGACAGCAUGAUAGUGAAAAUUCAGAUACUGAAGAUGAACCAAAAAAACCUAAGAAGAAGAAGAAAGUCCCUCUAGAAGCAGAAGAGCCAGCAACAGGUAAAAAAAAUAAAAAGUCGAAACGGCAACUAAAAAGGGAGAAAUAUGCUGCAAAACUUGCUCUAGAACAAGCAAGUGCAAAGGACCAAACUAAGUUACAAUGCCUUAAUUAUUUAUCUCAGUGGAAACAUGACAAGCAAAACUGGAAGUUCAUGAAAGCAAGACAACUUUGGCUUCAUAAAAACAAGUUUUCAACCCAACUCAUACCAGAAGCUUCUUGGCCAUUAUUAUUAGAAUAUUUUGAAUCAGCUCAAGGCAACAUUAAGACCAUACUUCUCAAUGAUGCAAAUAAAAUCAUUAAACAAAUGGAUGAAUGGACAGAGUCGCAAACCAAUAAAGAUGCUGAAGAUGAUACAGAAAAAUCUGAAUCUACUGAAUUAACAAAGCCUGAAGAAACAGUUUAUAACAGGGCUAGAAGUAUAAUUCAAUGUUUACAGGAAUAAAACACAAUUUAACUUU